AUGGGUGUGAGUUAUUUAGCGAUUUCGGCAGUUUGUACGGUUUUGAGUUUUGUGGGUUUGCAAUGUUGGACAGAAGUGUCAUUAGAUAGAUUGAGAUCGGAUGGUUUGAUUGGCGAGAAUUUUAUCAACUCGGAAAAUGUCAACCGUGCCCUUGAGCUUCUGUUUGGUUCUUAUGCUACCAUUGCAUUGUUGGUGAAUUUUGUAUUCAAUGUAUUUGUACUACUCAAUCUUUGCUUUAAGACUAUUUUCUUUGGAGAGUUGUAUUCUUCGGAAACUCGAAAACUAGUGGAACGGCUUAUUAAUUAUGCUAUUUAUAAGGGAACAUUUCUACCACUGGUUAUUCCGCCAACAAUUUCUCAAAUAGGUCUCUGGUCAAUUUGGUUGACUGUUCUAUGCUCUUUAAAGAUGUUUCAAGCAUUAGCUAGAGAUCGACUUGAACGUUUGAAUGCAUCUCCUUCUGCAACACCAUGGACAUAUUUUCGUGUUUAUUCAGCAUUGUUGCUGGUCCUCUCUGCUGACUUUUUCUGGAUACAGAUGUGUUUCGUGAUAUACAGAAGCACGGGUUCAUCCAUAUUUCUGUUGUUGUUCUUUGAGCCUUUCAGUAUUGCUUUUGAGACCAUGCAAGCUAUGCUGGUUCAUGGUUUUCAGUUGCUUGAGAUUUGGCUCCAUCAUUCGGCUGGGAAUAGUGCAAAUUGCCAAAGGUUCAAGUUUUUUGAUGCAAUAAGAGCAGGUUCAUUGUUGGAGUGCAAAGGCAUUCUUAUCCGAAAUUUGGGUUUUUUGCUAGACUUGGCAACCUUAUUAAUGGCACUUGGUCAUUAUGUGCAUAUUUGGUGGCUUCAUGGUGUGGCAUUUCAUCUUGUGGAUGCGGUCCUCUUUUUGAAUAUACGUGCAUUGCUAAAUGCUAUCAUAAAGCGUAUAAAAGGAUUCAUCAAGCUUAGAAUAGCUUUAGGUGCCCUUCAUGCAGCACUUCCUGAUGCAACAUCUGAAGAGCUACGAGCAUAUGAUGAUGAAUGUGCUAUCUGUAGAGAACCUAUGGCUAAGGCCAAAAGGCUACAUUGCAGUCAUCUUUUUCAUCUUGCUUGCUUGAGAUCUUGGUUGGAUCAGGGUUUAAAUGAGAUAUACUCAUGCCCCACUUGUCGGAAGCCACUUUUUGUGGGCAGGCCUGAAACUGAAGCAGAUACUCGUACUGGAGAAGGUCUGACAGAUGAACAACUUGCUCAUCAAAUAAACGAAGGUCUUGAUCAGCAAAACACUCCAGGUCGUGUACUGCCUGCUGGAGUAUUCCCUAACCAGAUUCGGAACUCUACAGAAGGCAGCCCUUGGAGAAGUGCAGGAUUGGAUUCAAGUUGGCUGGCCACUUGGCCCAGCCAGGGUGUAGAUGGGGCUGGUCCGUCAACGGCAAUGAGAUCAGUUGGAUUGAGUAGAGUUCAGAUGAUGAUGAGGCAUCUUGCAUCUGUGGGAGAAACUUAUGCACAAACUGCCCUUGAGGAUGCUGCUUGGAACCUUUGGCCAAUGAAUCCAUCUCAGGCAACUCCAUCGGCCUCUUCCAUCCCUCCUGCUGCUGGUGGAAGACACCCUGGUGGCACUGGUGGUUUGCAUAUGAGGACCACAUCACAUGCCACAAACGACAACAUAGCAAACAUACUUGCCAUGGCUGAGACAGUGCGGGAGGUUUUGCCCCAUGUUCCAGAUGAGUUGAUACUCCAGGACUUGCAGCGAACAAAUUCUGCUACUGUUACUGUAAAUAAUCUUCUGCAAAUGUGA
Dovyalis caffra is the source of this 1764-nucleotide messenger RNA. NCBI's taxonomy places the organism in Eukaryota, Viridiplantae, Streptophyta, Magnoliopsida, Malpighiales, Salicaceae. The record is from the annotation of a GenBank genome assembly.